AGUUAGGUUAGGUUUUCAUUCCUCUCUCUCUCUCUCUCUCUCUCUAUUUUCUCUACUUCGAUCAGCCACUGCGCCGCCUCCAUCCUUGCACGGAAUCUCAGUUUCUGAUCGCCGACAACAUCUAUUCCUCUCAUAUCAGUUAAAGUGAGGGCAAUGGCAGGCAGAGAAGUUCGAGAGUACACCAAUCUCUCCGACCCAAAAGAUAAGAAAUGGGGGAAAGGGAAGGAUAAGAUAGACGACGAAGACAUCACAUUCCAACGCAUGGUUGCCAAGGGAUCUUGGCUUCUUCUACUGGGUGGUUGAUGCAAGCCAGAUGCAAGAGGUUGCAGGGGAACGUGGAGGAUACCUUCAUGGCCGAGGCGCCUUGGACAGUGAUGACCUACUAUAUCUCAAGGAGCAGAUGGAAGCUGAGGAGGAUGCAGAGCGCCUCCUUCGCCGCACUGAGAAACGAGCAUUUGCUGCAUUUAAGAUAUCCUUUCAUGAAAUUUCUUCUAGUCUCUCUGCAUGCAUAGUCUGCACACAUUGGAUUAUUAAAUCUCUCUCCUCUCCCUCUUCUGUCUUGUCUUCCUUAACCAAUGAACACAAAGCUGCAAGUCUGGCAGAUUCUUCACCUGCAUCGGUUCCCUUGCCACUUCGUGUUGAGCCCAAGCAAAAGAGUGGGAUCAGACAGCAAGAUCUACUGAAAAAGGUCAUCGAAAUUAAACCCAAGCGGCAUAAAGUUUCAAGCAGAUCUGAUGGUAAUCAGUCCCACCCAAAUUUGAUUGUUAGUGCUUCGACAAAUCUUGAAUCUGAAAAUGACCAAGUGAAGGAUAAAGUGCACGUGUCGUCGUCACACAGAAUAAAGGGCGAGCCUGAAGGGAAAACUACAGCCAAAAGCUUGUUAGGAUUAACAUAUGCAAGUUCUGACAAUGAAGAGGAUUAAAGAAACAACUCUGAUGGAGCACAAUUUUUUUUCUUUCUUUUCUUUUUUCUUCAUUACAUAGUAAUUUAUUCUUAGCACAAAAUCUCAUAUACCUAUAUUUACUGAAUGCAAUGUUUGUGGAAGUAACUUGGAAAAUUUAUUCUUA
Messenger RNA from Prunus avium (sweet cherry), 1067 nucleotides. The record is from RefSeq and is a predicted model, not a curated record. Lineage: Eukaryota; Viridiplantae; Streptophyta; Magnoliopsida; Rosales; Rosaceae.